Messenger RNA from Schistosoma haematobium, 10275 nucleotides. RefSeq names its product forkhead box O6 (gene FOXO6). The transcript has 4 exons. Gene Ontology annotation, molecular function: RNA polymerase II cis-regulatory region sequence-specific DNA binding; DNA-binding transcription factor activity, RNA polymerase II-specific. The record is from RefSeq and is a predicted model, not a curated record. The coding region runs from base 933 to 3572 and encodes 879 amino acids. Gene Ontology annotation, biological process: regulation of transcription by RNA polymerase II. Lineage: Eukaryota; Metazoa; Platyhelminthes; Trematoda; Strigeidida; Schistosomatidae. Gene Ontology annotation, cellular component: nucleus.
GCAGUAAUCAAUAAAAUGAACAUAGCUUAAGAACAGUAAAUCGUACAAUAAUAGUGUAUAGGUCAAAAUAAAGCUUAUAACAAGGGGGUUAUAGAUAUACAUAAUCUAGUUGCUGAAUAUUUAUACCAUAAUAAUAUAUAGAUAGUAUUAGUCCAUUAAUAGGUCCCAGACGUUACUCGUGAUGUAACCUUCACUAGGAUAUAGCAUAUACCUCAUUGUACAGAGUGGGAUAUAAUCAUGACGCUUGUAAUUUAACUGUCUAGGAGAGAGGAAUCGCUUAACGUGUGCUAUGCUGAAAUGUCGCCAAAUCGAUUGACCAUAAACUUUCAGACAGUAGGUUCACUUAAAAUCAACAAGUCUUCAGGCCAUAAAACAAAAAGAUUGAGCUUGUUUAUCCCUCUCCUGUUUCGACAAUCACUGAAGAAAAUCGAGGCGAACAUGCAAUUUAUCAUUGAGCAUUAAACUCUUUGGUUGUGGUCUGUCAAAUGCGAAACUCUCUUGGUGGGCUUUUGAACGGUGCUAAUUAUGCUCUCCCGUGCUCUUUGUUUCCGUCAUAAAAUGCCCUUCACCAUGUUGUGACCUGUAUCUUGGGUUAAUUAUUUUUAAGGGUUUCUACUACGUAAAAGCGCCAUAUGGCCACAUAAUUGUGAUUUUUCUUGUGUGGCACCUAACAUUUUCGAUAACUUCAUUUAUUUUUCUAAACAUUCAUAUACACGCGAAAAUCUUGUAUUUUAACUCAAUUUUCGUUUGCUACCUCACUUACUAAAAGCGCCAUUUUAUUGUGCUUACUAGCUGGGUCUUAUACCUUUAUUUAUUCAUAUUUAACUUCAUUAAAACAUUUUAUUUUGGUCAUCAUUAUUGUUGCUACUGGGCGAAGAUCUUAUAAAAAAUUUAGUUCAGAAAAUUACAAUUUUUUGUACCUCAACUAUUCCAUGUCCGCUUCUUAUAUUCGUCGUGAUACACUUGUUUCUAAUCCCUGUUCUCUAUCCAUACUUUCUGGGUCAUCUAUAAAUGCCAAUGAGCAUAAAGAUGUUUCAUCACUUUCUACGAUUAGAUCUUAUCCUGAUCAAGCAAUGCCUUUAAAGCAUAGUCCAUCAGGCGGUCAGUUACAACAAGGUAAUCAAGGCAGUAUUCAUUCACCUAAAAUGUCACCUGAUUCAACUCUAAUUCAGCUUUCUACACCAAGUUUUGUUUCUUAUUUAAAUUCCACUACAAGUCUUGGUAUAUCAAGCGGAAAUUCUAUCACAUGCGAUAGUUUUCUUCGAUCAGCACUUUUAUCAGACGGGUUAGAAAAGCAGUGUGUCGGAAGUUCAACAAAUCCUCACGUAACUCACUUUCAUGAUCCAUCUGCGCUACCAAAUAUCCAUCCAUGUUCACUACUACGUCCACGUGCUAUGACAACAUCAAACGCUUCAAGAUCUGGCACACCGGUCGGAAAUACGCCUACAUCUGGCUCUUCAGCAUGUGCAUCUGCCCCAACUAGCACAACUCCUGUUAAAAAGUCUUCAAGGCGUAAUCCUUGGGGUUCUGAGACGUAUUCAGACUUAAUUUCAGUUGCUAUACGUUCUUAUCCAGACAAACAAGCAACUCUACAACAGAUUUAUGACUUCAUAAUUACUCAUUAUGAGUAUUUUCGGGAGCGUAGUGAUCCAACAAGUUCUGCUGGAUGGAAGAAUUCAAUCCGUCACAACCUGUCAUUACAUGAUCGAUUUACGAAAUGUCCAAAAUCAUCAGACAAUACAAAGUCCUCAUAUUGGAGAAUUAAUCCAGACGUAGCCGCUAAGCCAUAUGUGCGUCGACGGGCUUGUUCUAUGGAUACUACCAAUUUAAAGAGACCCGGACCUGGCAAUUAUGGGAAAAUAAAUAACCGAUCAGGUGGUGGUGUUUCUCACCGAACCGUAUCCAGUCAUCCUGGUCAUCGCAUUCAUGUGCCUUCAGCCGAUAGCGACAUUACCAAACCUUCUUUAUCACCUGUUUGUGAGCUACAGUAUCCAGUGGAUAUUAACUAUUCAUCUACUAAAGUUACUGACAGUCGUUCAAAUACCGAAUGCAGUAAGGAUUACAAUGAACCAAAUGUUCUAAAUUGUUUGACUUCAUCUCCAUCUGUUGACACUUGUACCGCAACUAAAUCUAUGAAUUUUUAUCAUUGUUCACAACAAGCAAAUACUACUCACAACAAUGAUUCAAUACCGACUUGUAUCAAUAUUCACUGGCAGAAUGCAAAAUCUUUAACACAUUUAUCGAAUCCUCAGGUAUACAGUUCGAAUCCUCCCAAUGGGAUAUUCAACUCUGGAUUCUCUGGUCUGUCAUGUUCUACUGACCAACCACCAAGUCGAUGUCGAACAAGUGGAUUAAUUGAACAACUGUUGCGUAAUGACCAAAAUGUUGGAGCAAAUAGUAUGUCUUCAUCAAUGCAUACUAUUGAUCGCUUAUCAUCGGAUCAUUUUCCAAGCAAUUCAUUUCUUCCCUGUCACUCAGGUAAAUCAUCUUUUACAGGGAAUAAUUCGAACUUAUGUACUUCAUUACAACAAAUGGAAACAGAUUAUCUUUCUAAUAUAAUGGAUACAACACCUCAAUUAGAAAUUAUUAGACAGCAAUCUUUUCAUCCAAGUGCUCUGUUUAAUCAUAUUAAUUCAUCUCGUGUAUCAUCGUCAGUUGCUGCUGCUCACCAUUUAUUACCUGUACCUCUGUUGACAGAUCACCAUGGUUCUUCUACAGCUACUGCUGCGGCGGCAGCGGCAGCAGCUCAAUCUCAUUGGCAAGCUUAUCGUUCUAAUUUGCACUCAUCAGUUGCAAGUUCAUUCUAUCCAAUACCUCAUAAUACAACGAACUUUAUAUCUCAAUCAUCUACUUUACAAUCAUCAACACCAGUAAAUCAUUUCACAUCUUCAUUUUAUGAUAAUUCACAUUUAAUGCAUACAACAAAUGAUGGAAAACUUCCAUUUUUAAAUUGUUCCGGUAAUUCAACUACAUCUCUAUCACCAUCCAUAACUAAUUCUGUUGGUUCAUCUUCCGGUUCUUGGCGUCAUUCACUUGGUUUAGAUAUGCGUUUGUUAAGUGAUUCACAUAGCUUACAACGAGGAGAUCCAAUUACAUCUUUAUCCACAUCCUGUUCAGGGCAUGGUGGUAUUGAGAAUACGAGUAGAUCAUUAGGUCCAGUAACACCACCUGAUCUUAUGUAUUUUCCUCAAACGACGCUAUUCGGUAUGCCUGAUCAUAAUAUUGAAUCAUCGUUCCUGCAACAACAAACUCAAACGAAACAAGUUAGCCAAAGUGGAAAUCUGAUUUCUGAGCAAUUGUGUAAUUUAGGACGAGCUGAUCGUUCUUCUGUAACAAAUUAUGCAACACAGCAAUCAUCGUCACCAUCAUCAGCUUUUACUUCAAAUCCAGUACAGUCUCGAUCCACUGAUCGUACAUACAGGGAUUUACGACAUUAUGUUGAACCUUAUUCAUCUUACGAUGAUGAUUGUGAACCACUGGAAUUAGAAUUAAGUCUAGAACUAGCUGAUCGAAUUGUAGGAAGUACUGCUACAACGUCAAAUAGUAGUAACCCAAUAACUUCUAGUUUUUGAUGCGCAUACGAAUUAGUGGAUUAAUUUAAUUUGUUCAGGCAUAUUUCUAAGAAGAACAUUUCAUCUAUUUGAUUACUUAAAAUUCAUACUGAAUAGUUGUUACUUAAUGUUAUAUACAUAUUUAUAUUUUCCAACGAAAUUUGAAGGCAGCUUGAAUGAACCUCGAAAUUUAUAUGUUAUGGAUUUUUAUUAAUCCCGUUCUUUCUUAUUGUAUUACCUUAAGAUAACUUAUUCAGAACAUUCUUAUUUUAUUAACUCACUGGUCGUCUUUUUUUACCAAGGAUGAUACAACCUUCUGUAUUUCUGUUUUUGUAGUGUUCGGCUCUGAACUCCAUCUCUGUUACUAAUAUCAUAAUUGAAACCGUAUGUCGACUUAAUUUGCCAGUUCAUAACCAGUUGUCUUUCCAAGUUAGUACAUGUAAACAGAAUAACUUGUUGCAUGUGCUUUCUCUUGCCUAACUGGUAACCAUUCAGGUAUAUAUAUAUAUAUAUAUAUAUAUAUAUAUAUAUAUAUAUAUAUAUAUAUAUAUUAUAGCGCCUAUCAUCCUUAUUCUACUGGAUAACUCGGUCCAAGCUAUUUUGCUGCUUGUGUGUGACUUUUUGUAUGAAGGUAAAUACUCGAACAGUUUGAAUAAUAUGAACCGGUUAUUCACUAUUCAGGUAUUUAUACAAACUUUGGUUUGUUUUGUGCUUGUGUAACGUAAGGCAGGGCCAUUCAUAUUACUUACUACCUUUAUCCCAAUCCGGGUUUUUUUCCAUAUUCUCUCUUGUCAAGUCAGGUAAUAUUUUUUUAGCCCCUUUGUUUUGCUUUGGGUAUUGUUUUUAUGCUGUUUUUUCGUUUAUUUAUUUGUUUAUUUCUUAUUGGAUUUUCUUGAUUAUUGCCACCAUUGUUUAUCUAUUUAUCAAUACGCUUCAAAAAAAUCGAAUAACUACUCUGUUUUUAAUUUUUGUUAAUUAUUUCACCGACCUGUGUGGAUAUGACGUUUAUUCUCUCGUUUUUAUUUAUUUUCUUGCAAAGCUUUCUCCUAUUAUAUUUUUACAUUAAUGCUUAUUAAAGUACGUGUGUAAUGUAUGUGAUCACCAAGCUUAUUAUUAUAGGCUGACUACUAAACAAGAGACAGUCCUUAAUUAACAUUUUCCGUCACCGGUUGACAAGUUAUUAUAUAUAUAUAUCAUCUGUUUAUUAUUAUGCAUCUGUGUAUGCGCAUAUUAUCGGUGAAUUGAUUUCUUAUUAUAACAGCUAUAUGGUAUUUGGUUGUAAUACACUUCUUGAUUCUAUUUUCCUUCACGCUAACUCUUAUAUAUACAUAUGUAGAGAUUUCGAUUCCCCGGCAUUUACACAUUUAAGAUUACAUGAAUGAUAAUUUAGAAAGCAACAAUAAUAAUAUAGUGGGUUGCAUUGAUAACAAGCCAUAAUUUUAAAAUGGAAGUCAAUGGAUUAACCUGGAAAAGCUCGUUUUUCUUUGAUUCUUUGAUCACUUUAUGUUUAUAAUUUUUGUAUUUUUAAUUCAUCUUUUCUAAGUAAUUUCUUGUUUGUACUAAUGGUUUUGACAUUUCCUUUUUUGGAUUAUUCACAUCAUCACUAAAUGUUGUACAUUCGUUGUAUUAGUGCUGCUAUUGUUUAUGUUGGUUAAUCCAAAAACAGCCUAAUAAAAUGAAAGGUAACAGUAAUCUUUUUUUACAUAAAAUCAACAAAUCCGGCAUUUUCUGUUGUUAUCACACAUCAAUUUUUCUUACCAUCCAUUCUUCUGUUCUUUCUACUUCGUUUUUCCAGUACUCGUUCUCUCGUGUGCGUUAACCCAGGUGUUUUUUUUUCUGUUUUUACUUUCCUUCUACACUUUUCAUUGAUGCUUUAUUUGUUCACCCACACUUUUUCCGAUGAUAUUUAUAAGUACUCAAAGUUUACGCUCCUUUCCUUGACUCAUUCAUAUUUUUGACAUAUUUCCUGAAUAAUUUCUCGCAAAAUUAAAUAUUAUUCUUCUCAUUUAAAAGUUCACCUGUUUUUUUACUUCAUGUGUUUAAUCUUUCUUUACUUCUUAAUUUCUAUAACUAAAACAUCAGCAUUACAUCCGUAAGUCCUUUUCGUGAGUAGCAAUUUCGUCUAUACGAUUUCCAAUAAGGAGUUGAUUUUCGAAAACAAGUUGUGGAAUGGUUUUCAUAUACAUAUAUUCCUGUCCCCACUAAUUCACUUCAUACAUAAAUGAGUAGUCAUAAUAAUAUAUAUUUCGAAAAGAAUUACCUAUCAGUUUGUUUAUGUGUCUCUUACUCGAUGUCUAUCAUCAUUUAAAAGAAUUUCGGAGUGAUUAUCAAACUGUCCAAAAAUAAAUAUUACGUCGAAACAUACUCAGUUACUUGUAUCCGGAUCUGUUGAUCAGCACUUUCAAUGUGAUGAUUCUCUCUAAAUUGUUUUUUGCAAGGUUAAUUGCAUCUUGUUUUCAUUGUUUUUUAGUUUAGUUAUUUAUAUUCUGAUUUCUUUGAAACUUGCUUUCGCAUAUUUUAUCGAUAAUUUUCACUUUUAUAAGGUGUUUUUAUAUGUAACUUUGUUUACUUAUAACUGAUUUGUUGUUUACUGUAUAUUGCUUCUAUUUAAAUUAUUUUUAAUUCCAUCGAAUGUAUUCACUGUAUUACUUCUCUUUAUCUUCCUCUUUUGUGCAAAUGCAUACAUAUUGGCAAGGCGAUAGAUUACGUUUUAUAUUAAAGGGUACUUUGUUGAUUUUAAACUUAAUUCCCCCAUUUACGAUUGACAUGUACUUCCUAAUGCUUUUAUUCAAUAAUCAUUAUUACUAUCGUGCUAAAAAGAUAACAAUGAAGAAGCGUUUAAUAACGCGUAAAAUUCAGGAAUUUCAUUUCAAUUUGUUUAUCCUUUCUAAUCAACAUGUAAUGUGUUCAUCUACCUCGUCAGACUGUAAUAGUCUAAUUGUCAUUAAUUGUAAACACAAUAUGUGUAUCCGUUAAGGCAUCUCCAGAGAUUCAUUUAUAGCUUCAAAUAUUCUCUCGAUUAUAACUAUUCUUUCUGUUCACUUAAAUCUGAUCAAUUUCUUUCUUAUUCUAUCUCUUCUUACUCCGGUAUUUCAAUAAUUACUAUUGUUCACUUCAAUGUUGAUUUCUGUCCAGGUAAAUCACUAAAGUUUAAGAAUUUUAUCCACUUACGUGUUUGUUUUCCUUAUAUCAGUUUGACGAGCAUAUCCUACUUAUCUUCGAUGAUAUGCUCAAGCGGCUACUUAUUUUUUCUCUUUACGAGGAGAUCCCUAUCUAUAUAUGCAAGAAAGUGUCCACUCAGGAAUUUGAUCAAGCAUACCAGUUCGCUGAUUAUUGUCAUUAUUUUUUAUUCUUGUCAUUUAUUAAUUUAUCAGUGACAAAAAAGUAUUGUGUGUUGAAGUUAGCACUUAGUUAUUUUGCCUUUCUGUGACAAUGUGUUAAGGGUGCAAUAUACUAAUUGUAUUAUUAUGUUCUUAAGGAUUUGUAGAGUUAUUUGUUCAGUGUUCCCUGGUCUCUUCAUUGUUAUUCAUGUCCGCCGGAAAAAUCUGAAGACUUGAAAUAAAAUUCAAGUCAGCGACACGCAACGUAAAAUCUGGUACAUAUGUGGAUUGGUCCAAAUUAGCCUACCAUAUUAGGACAUGGAGAUGACAGAAAAGUAUAAUCAAUGACAGGAGUGGUAGUAGAACAUUUUGGGCAUAGAUAAUAUGAAUCGAGGAGAAUGAAUGUAUUCUCGGGAUAAAAGUAUCAGACUUUUAAAACUGAGGGAGUAUACAGAUUGAAUGCGUGUGCGACAUUGCGACUUUAAGCCACGUCACAAUAGUCUCGUGGACCUCAACUAGGUAAACUAAACCUACCCACAUGACUCAGUUCAACAGUCAGUAAAUUCAUGUCACUGAACACCUAGCCCGAUUAGACUUCUCGGAUAAGUGAAGUGGUUGACGUGCCUUAUUACUUAACCACGUUUCAUUAGUUAAGACAUUGAUGCAGAUCAGUCGUGAGGCAGCAUUUAGCAUUUAUUGGGAGAGAAAUGCAAACAUACUUGAAUAACUGCCCGGAUGGUCCCGUAUUUCGUCAGCUUCCACACCAAGUGGACCCUUGUUAUCUGCGUAUCCUAAGACAAUAACUGAACUUCACAGCUUUGAACAAUUCUGAAAAACUCAUACAAAGCAUCUCUGAAGUAAUUUCCAUCAUUAUUUGUAAAAAUGAUGUUUUGUCUCAGUCCAUUUAUGUACAAUCUCACCAAUAAAAAACUUGAAUUUCAAAUUAUGUACUAGUAUCGUUGUUGUAGCUAUGUUAUGCCACAAGGAUCAGCACAUCUCCCCAUUAGGGUAUUGGGAUUGUGACAUCAGAUAAAUAAAACAAUGAAAGGCGAUUAAGGAGCCUUCAUUUCUCAAACAAAUAUCACAAUUUUCAUUUUCUUUUAUGGAAAGAAUAUGCAAAAUAUACUUCAUUUCGGGUGCAUAACUAAUGAAUGUGUGUAUUAUGGUCGCUAACUUGACCAUGGAGAAUAAAUCAGUACAGUCAAAAGCUUAAUAUAUUAAUUCUCAACAAUUUUUUUCUAAUGAAGGAAUUUGUGCUCAUCUUUAUCCACAUUGUGAGCGGCCCACACUCUUGGUAAACAUCACCAGGAUAUGGUAAAGAAGACAAAAGAGUAGUGUCUCUAAGAUACCCGUAGAGCAGCAAUUACAAAAUGGCUCCAUGCAGUGAAAAAUCUGAGGCUAACAGUAGCCUAAGAACUACGUGCUAUAAAUGCAAGUCCUGGUCAGGUUUUCAUGGGUUUCUUCGAAAAUUGUCUUCGAGCGCCAUUUUUCGGAAUACUUAGUUCAAUGAGUAUGGGUGCGUAUACCGGCGAUAUGUCAUAAGAACGUUAAUACGGAAAUCAAAGAGUUGUUCGAAUUGAAGUAGGCAGUUGUUACAGUUGUCUUAGUUUUAUGCUUUAAAUCCUGUAUAACGGCCUAUUUUCCCCCCUAUCCCCAGAUGCUUGCAUAUGCAGUAAUAUGAAGACAUGAUGGUCUAGUUGUAUGUUACUUGAUAUCCAGUUAUAUUGUUUGACCAAAGCAUUUGUCGUUUAAUCUGUUCAUCUUUUGAAGUGUACACCACCUCAUCAAGUUUCUAUGAAGUCCCAUUUGAUAAUGUAGUGUACGAUUUGUUGAGGAAAAUUGUUGUUUUAGACAUGGUGAAUAGCUUGUGUCAACACAUUUACAUAUCGGAAAUCAUAGUCCGAAUCAACCUUUCUCUUGAUACUUUGGUCUUGUGGAUAAUCACUAGUGAGCAAGUAAAGAAUGAGUUACAUACAAAAUAAAACUGUACAGAUUGUGUAUCAGUUUAUUUUGUAGGUAAUUUUUUAUCUGACAUAAAAAGUAAUUUAUCAUUGAUAAUUAGUGUUCGUUUACUUAGGAUUAAACUACAGCGUUCAUUCAUAAAAGUAUUAGGGGAAAAAGUGUAUUUUAUAAAUUUGAAAUCAGCUAUGGAUUGCUUUAAUACACUGAUCACAAUUCGUGAACUAUCUUCGUAUUUGAAAGUUUGUGCUCUUUUGAUUUGAACCAUUGAACUAGAUAAAACGUAUAACAUCUCAACCUUACUGCUGAGGAAAUUUUACUACAAAAUCCUGUUUAUUUCUGAUUAUUAUGUUCAUUUUGAUACAACUACGCACCAAAAAAAUAGUAUACACUACACAAAUAUAGAUAUCGCACUGAGAAAUAAAGGAGAGAAGGGGGAGUAAAAUCAAAAACAAAAAGUAAAAUGAAAAAGAAUAGUGUAGUCGCAGAUACAGUUCAAAUAGAAAUACGACCAAGAAAGACUUAUUUCAGAUAAGGUAGUCCCUCUCACUGUUGUGAAGAAUGUAAAAGAGAACUACAGCCGGAUCACCACUAACUUCUAAUCUGACCAUGUUUAAAGCGAUUGAAUUGUAACUGGGGAGUCGUAAUAGACCGACAGGAAGUAGUUCUACACCGCUUCCUUCCAUGCAUAAUACGGAGUCAUGUCAAAAACUGGUCACCUCUCCGCGUUUUCCACCCAGUUCCAGCAUCGAGAAAUACUGGCUGGACUGAGAGAGGCUGCGAUGUUGUUCAAGCUACCGGAGUCGAAAUUUCAUGAGAGUGACGCUAACCAUAUUGAACCUCAGUAUUAUUAAUAUUGUGUUGUCACUGGGUGUCAGAAAUCAUUUGAACAACGACGCUCGAACACAGUGCAUGCGAUUUUUAUAUCAUUAUAAAUACUUCACUUUUGUCAUCGGAUAAUUGUUGGGACGGCUUCCGAGAAUUAUGAACUUAUUUAUUUGAAGACAUGAAUAUUGGUACAAGAGAGCCCCAAUAUAUAUGCGCCGCACAAAACACUGAGAAUUCGAAGAGAAAUAGAAAAAAAAACUAAGGGGCGCAAAAGAAAAAGAGAACAAUGACGAAGAGAUUGGUGUAAUGUAGUGUGGUAGUAAUGAGGGAACGGAAAGUUACAAUCAGAAGAAAUCUUUCAGGUAAGGGAGACAACCACUUUUUAUGAAGAAAGUAAAAGAAGGUUACAGCAGGAUCGCCACUGGCUUCUAUUUUGAGCCAUAUCUGAUAACGUCUGUAGCCACUGUGUAGCACCAUCUCUCAGACCCCAACCAGGGAGUCGUGAAGGACCGACAGAAGCCAGUCCUCUGCAGCUUUCUUUCAUACCACGACGCCAUGUCAUACACUGACCACCUCUCCGCUUCUUCCAACCAGUCCCAGAGUCGGCAAAUAAUGCA